UAAACUUGAAAUAACUUUUAAAUGGCAAGAUGGUACGACAGUGACAGUUCCUGGAGGUGUUGGCCAUUCGUUGCUAGAUGUGGCCUUGGAUAAUGAUGUUGAUAUCGAUGGAUUUGGAGCCUGUGAGGGAACCCUUGCUUGCUCCACCUGUCAUUUAAUUUUGUCAAAAGAGGACUUUGAUAAGUGCCUAAAGCAGAAUCCAAUGUCUCUGGAUGAAAUUGAUCUACUUGACAUUGCGUAUGAUCUUAAAAAUACGUGA
This is a messenger RNA of Protopolystoma xenopodis, 259 nucleotides long. The record is from the annotation of a GenBank genome assembly. NCBI's taxonomy places the organism in Eukaryota, Metazoa, Platyhelminthes, Monogenea, Polystomatidea, Polystomatidae.